UGAAGAGUCCGUCUGCAGGUGCAACAAUGGCUGUGAUGCUUCUCUUGCUGACCUUUGGGGUCGGGCUUGGAUCUACAAUGGUAUGAAGCUUCUCGUGCUUUGGCAAAAGAUGCUGUUCAGGCACCACUUGACCUGGAUCUCUCUCCCAACUCUGUUGAUGACAUGUAUAAAAGAUGUGUUACGACAAUGGAAAAACUGGCACCUGGGUUGCUGGAAAAAGAAAAAAGUAAGAAUUCAAAUUUUAAGCAGGCCUGGGAUAAAGCACAAGAGAAAUUUGGAGCGGAACCCAGAACGGCAGUCAGACAGUUCCUCAACAAGGUCCGCGACACGAUCACCGACAAGGUCGCUGGCAAGAUCACCGGCGAGAUGAGUCUGAAGGAGAAAAUGGCCGUCUACGCUUACACUCUUAACCAGCCCCCGCUUUAUAAAGAGUUCAAUCAGGCCGUGCGCACUGAGGGAUCCUCCUACAGAACCACCUUCCAAUAUCACGCUCUCCACUUCUACCUGACCACUGCUGUUCAAAGACUCAAAUCCAUGCAGGGCAGGGGAUGUCGUACUGUCUACCGGAGGGUUGGACUCAGCUUUCGCCGAGACGUUGUGAACAAGUCCUUUCGGUUUGGCUCAUUCACCUCCAGCAGCAUGGACGGCUACGCGAGCCCAGCAUUUGGUAAAACAUGCUUUAAGAUUGAGACCUGCUUUGGGGCAGCCAUUUCUCAAUAUUCUGAAUUUCCAAAUGAACGCGAAGUCCUCAUCCCUCCCUACGAGGUCUUUACAGUCACAGCUGUGGGGGAGAACGCUGAACCUACAUGUGAUGUGGAGUACCAGGUCAAGAGUACUGGAAAUACACAGUCGAAUUUGAAUUGUGCACUUCUCAACAAUAUUUAGGCGCAAAUGCCUUCAAGCCUUCACGUGUUUGGACUUUGAAA
Messenger RNA from Synchiropus splendidus (mandarinfish), 926 nucleotides. RefSeq names its product ecto-ADP-ribosyltransferase 5-like. Bases 163 to 885 code for a protein of 240 amino acids. The record is from RefSeq and is a predicted model, not a curated record. Gene Ontology annotation, molecular function: NAD+-protein-arginine ADP-ribosyltransferase activity; NAD+ poly-ADP-ribosyltransferase activity. The transcript is spliced from 2 exons. Lineage: Eukaryota; Metazoa; Chordata; Actinopteri; Syngnathiformes; Callionymidae.